UUAUUUUCAUUGGUAGCGCGGCCACUAGAGUAUCUGGUCAAUAUAAUGGAGAAUCUGUGAUGAAGUUCAUUUUUCACAGUUGGUGAUGGCGGGUGUUGUCGAAAUCGACACCAUGAAGAAUUACCACAUAGCCUUUGAGAGAAUAGACCCCGAUACGAGCCGUUACCCCUACUGUAUUGUGUGGACACCUAUCCCUGUACUAUCAUGGCUGCUUCCAUUCAUUGGACACAUGGGAAUCUGCACCUCUUCUGGUAUCAUCCGGGACUUUGCUGGGCCCUACUUUGUCUCUGAAGACAACAUGGCCUUUGGGAGACCAACAAAGUACUGGAUGCUGGACGUAGCCAAGGUGUAUGCUAGUGGCUCCAACGCCUGGGACACAGCAGUGCAUGACGCCUCAGAAGAGUACAAAAACAGAAUGCACAACCUCUGCUGUGACAACUGUCACUCCCAUGUGGCCAUGGCUCUGAACCUGAUGCGCUAUGAGAACAAGACCUCGUGGAACAUGAUCAACCUCUGUCUGCUCUCCCUAGUCCACGGAAAACACGUCAGCUGUGCAGGGUUCUUGAAGACCUGGCUUCCCUUCCUCAUGUUGCUGGGUAUUAUCCUGACUUUGGCUCUGACCAUUAACCUGCGGUGACCAGCCAACCAGGUGGGAGGACACAGCUUACAGGGUGGGAAGGGGGAGGGACUCCUUGCAGGAGGGGGAUGAGGGAGAUGGGGGUUGAGUGAGGUGAGAGCACACACGGGGAGGGGGGACCCCCUGCAGGUUGGAACUUGAGGUGGGAGGUGUCACUCUACACCUACUCUAACCUGCUUGUGAGGACAGAGAGGAAAAAAAGACAUGGAACUGUGACAUCCCAGCAACAAACAAACCAAUGAGAGAAGGGCAAUAACAUCCUCCUCUCGACUAAACACAAAGCCUGCUUGUUUCUAGGACCAGGCAACCUGGCUUUCAAUGGUGGCGGAUGGCAAUUUAGUUUUUUGUUUAUUUUGGCAUUGAUGUUAAUUGUUCUUGAUGGAAGGUAGCUUACUUAUAAAUGUUUUAAUCCCCCUCCACACACAUCCCAACCCCAUGCAGUUUUCAAAUGUUUUGAUUUUCAAUUAAGUCCUACUAUGGGGGGUAUAGACCUUCAUAAUUUCUAGGUAAUGGAUGAUGUUGCAGGUUCUGUAGACUAGAGGAAUGAUGGUAGUGGUGAAGGGGGCAGAGGUUGUUCUUUCUUUCAGGGGUAGUAGUCUUGUCUCCCACAGCGACAGCAGCAUCCAUCUCUUUCUCUCUCUGCCAUGCUGAAACGAACACCCACCAUCCAUCUAAUGACAUGGGACUGAUGAUGACUCAGUGCUUCCAAUACUCCAUCUUGAUGUUUGGAACAGAAAACAUGACAUUUCCCUUUUAAUGCCUUUCAAGGAAUGUGUUAUUGCGUUGGCAUUUUAUACUUGGAUUGAUACAGUUCCUAUUUCUGCAACUUUUAAUAGCCUGUGAUUCACCAAGAGUGAUUUGUUGUUACAAUUAAUUGAAUAUAUUUACUACAUUGGAGUUUAUCCAGGAUAAUAAUUCUCAAAACUCUGCUAUAAACAAGUGAUGCUUCAUAUCUUGUAUAAUAUCUGAGUCUAAUUUAACUGCUUUUAUCUGCAUCUUAUUAAAAUAUUUCAAUUUUUCUUAACUCGAUUGACAAUUAUGUUUAGACCUGUUUUAAUGAUGGCUCUUUUUGAAACAGGAUUAUAGAUUUCAGAUAAUCUCAUUAAGUGUGGUGGAUUAUUUGGAUACUUCCUAUGGUUGCCAUGGUAACCUCUGUGGAACCCUGGACUCAUAACUCUGGACUGCAGAUGGGAAUGAAAUGCAUGAUGUUCUGGAAUGCUGCAGAGUUCAUUUGUGUUCUAGAAUGUGAGCGUGCCAAAUGUAGAGCUUCCCGGUCCCUACAGGAGAGGGAUCACCGCUUUCUGAUCUGUUCCACACGCAAACUUUAACCCCAAUGUGCCCCAGAAGAAAGAAGUACCUCUGAAACCUGGCUCUGCCUGGGUUGACAAAUUGAAAGUAAUUCAUAUAGUUGGUGCAUGGAAAAACACGGGUCUUCCUGGAUAACAUGUAUGUGCAUGAAUGGCUCAAUUUAUAUCAACCUACAUUUUUAGACCGUACCAUCUAUAUUGAUUUUGUAUGUAGUAGCCUACUUUCAAACACUGGCUAAUCCUAGAUCAGGGGUUUCCAAACUUGGUCCCGGGGCCUCCCCUGGAUGCACGUUUUGGUUUUUGCCCUAGCACUAAACAGAUGAUUCAAAUAACCAAUCAUCAAGCGUUGAUUAUUUGAAUCAACUGUGUAGUUCUAGGGCAAAGACCAAAACGUGCACCCAUGGGGGGCCUCUGCACCGCGUUUGGGAAACCCUGUCCUAGAUGAUGGUUGGCACACAAAAUCUAAUGACAUGGCUUUCUUCUGCGGUGGCAGGUUCAAAUCCCCUCAUUGUUUGAGUGAAAGCGCUGAGCCUUGAGCCUUUUCUCUUUAUCUGUGGAGCUGCCAGAAGCAGCAGGUAGCCUGCUGGCUCCUCCAGGUUUACACACCCAUACCCUUGUCACACUACCGAGCUGUCUUUGGCUUAAUAUCCUGUGGUCUCCUCCUGUGCCAGAGAAAGUUUCACUCCUGUCUCAGAUGAGAUUAGGACAUAGUGAAAUGCCAAUGCAUCUCUAUGCAGCCCUUUUCACAUUCCUGCUUCUUUCUCUCUAGUUGGACUUUAUUAUUUGAAAUUCCAGUAAAUGUGAUAUAUGUCGAUCUACUACUGCAAUAACCCCAAAUUGUAUGUAAAAAAACAAUGUUUAGAUUUGUAUAGGAAGUCUAUAAAGAUCCUCCUUUGCUUUCCAUUACAUUCACAGUCAAGGCAGUUUUACACUACUUCUGUACCUGUUGGUGAUUUUAUGCGAGAUGCCAAUUCUUUCCAGGGUAUUUACAUUCCUUUGGUGUGCUUAUGGCGUCUUUCUCAUCUUUCUUCUUCCUUUCAUGUUCAUGUGUGAAUAUUAGACCAAGUGCUAUUGUCUUAGGUUUGAUUAUAAUCUCAAAUAUCCUGUUUAAUUUUCUGUUUUAAUUUAUAUUGUAAAUUAACUAUCCUCCUUAAUUCCCUUCAUUUUCUACAUGCAAUGCCAUAUGAUACAAUAUCAAAACUCAUCACUGUUCUGCAAUGAAGCAAUUUUGUGCCUGAAUGCAUGAAUGCGUGUGUGUCAAAAGACGCGUGUGGGCGUGUACAUGCAUGACGGCCGGUUGUGCAUGUCCUGGCUGCGUGUUCUAUGUCUUUGUGGACAUAACUAUUUUCUUGAAUCCUGUGGCUUUUUGGGGAAUUGACGAUAACUGCAUAUGAUAUAUUUAUUACCCAAAUUGUUAUCUAAAAUGAUGUAAAUUGAUAAGGUUAUAGUACGUAAUAAACUAGACUGUAAUGAACCUUUUUAAAUGAUCCAUAGUUGACCCAAGUUUCCCAGUCUUGAUAUUAAUUGUGUCUACACUCUUAGACAAAAGGGUUCCAAAAGGAUGCUUCAGCUGUCCCCAUAGGAGAACCCUUUUUGGUUCGGCGUAGAACCCUCUGUGGAAAAGGUUCUACAUGGAACCCAAAGGGGUUUUACUUGGAACCAAAAGUAUUCGACCUGGAACCAAAAAGGAUUCUUCAAAGAGUUCUCCUAUGGACAUCAGGUCAAUCUUGAGGGAAUCUUAUUUGAGUCCGAUAAGGAUGUUCAUAUGAUAGGCUCUCUGCAAGGUAUUGUAUAGUUUACCUAUCCAACUGACAAUCUCUUAGGAAAAAAUAUAAAUGAUCAGAACCAAGACUUAAAAAUAACUGAUAUUGGAACAAGAUGGAGGGUAUGUUGGAUCAUAACAAGGUUACAGUUAACUAAAAUGUAUGCAUAGAAUUUAUUAUACAAGAGACAACAUUCACAAGUUCUAAAGCACAAUGGCAAGAAUCAUGUCUGAAGUGUAAAACUAAUAAUUACUCAAUCCAUGCCUUCUGGGAAUGCUAUAAAGUCAGAAAGUUAUAGGCGGAGUGAAAGUUGGCUGUCAGAAGUAUUACAGUGUAAAUGUACUUUUAAUCCAUCUGUCUGUAUAUUUUAAGACAUGGUAUACUGUAUGAGGGUGCAGUGAGAUACCCAAUGGGUUGGACCAUACAUUUCUCGCCAAUCAUCUUUAAAAAAAAUUAUACUUAAAGACUGGAAAUCGACCAAUACUCCGUAAUUUACGCAAUGGAAAGUUCAAAUGCUUUAUCUAAAUGUUGAAAGUGCGUGGGCUACAGAGAGAAACAAAAUGGUGCCGUUUGAGGCCGUGUGGCAUAAAGGGAUGUGGGCGCUGGAGAUGGGGGUGUGUGCUAGUGGGUCUGGGCAGGUGUGAUGUAAUUGAUGUUUGUAUGAUGUUUUGUAUGUGUAAAUUGUUUUUAAAAUUUAAGUUCUCCAGUGGGGACAGCCGAAGAACCCUUUUAGGUUCUACAGUAGCUCUUUUUUUUCAAAGAGUGUAGGAGGUGCCAUGUAAUAGAAAGGUAGAUUAAAACUAACAGCAGAAGGAUUGCAUCUCCUUUCUGACGUCAUUGAUGACUGAUAUUGUCGUUGAGUGAUGAGCAUCACCUGAGAUGCAGGAGAAUAGCUCUGCUCAGUGUUAACAAACCGACUGGGGCUUGAAAACAGUGCUUAAGUACCAAAAGUGGUCCCUGUUUUUUGUGUACUGUCAUCAAAUUGUGUACUAUGUCAUCCAUUUUGUAUCAUACACUAUAAAGAGUAUUCAGAC
Messenger RNA from Salvelinus namaycush (lake trout), 4741 nucleotides. Its product is annotated as transmembrane protein 222-like. The record is from RefSeq and is a predicted model, not a curated record. Bases 86 to 637 code for a protein of 183 amino acids. Lineage: Eukaryota; Metazoa; Chordata; Actinopteri; Salmoniformes; Salmonidae. The transcript has 6 exons.